UUAUUCAUCCACAAAAUAUUAGAGUAUAUCGGCAUGUCCCUUGUCGUAGGGCGGGUGAUAGGGGAUGUCGUCGAUCAAUUUACACCAAGCGUGACGAUGGAUGUAGUGUAUAAUCCCCAGUGCCCGGUCUUAAACGGCCAUGAGAUCAGGCCUAAUCUCAUUGCCACUAAGCCUCGUGUUAAUAUCGGCGGUGUUGACAUGAGAUCAUCUUAUACUCUUAUCAUGACUGACCCGGAUGCUCCAAGUCCAAGUGACCCAUACUUGAGAGAACAUCUUCAUUGGAUUGUCACAGACAUUCCUGGCACAACUGAUGCAACUUUUGGAAGGGAGAUUGUGAGCUAUGAAAAACCAAAGCCAGUGAUAGGAAUCCAUCGCUAUGUGUUCUUAUUGUUCAAGCAAAGAGCUAGGCAGUCGGUGAGGCGACCAGUUGCGCGAGAUCGAUUCAACACUCGUGCCUUCUCUCAAGAAAACGACUUGGGGCUACCUGUUGCUGCUAGCUACUUCCUUGCUCAACGAGAAAAUGCCCCCCGCCGAAGAUAAUUCAAUUUCAUUCGUAUAAGAUGAAAUCUUAUAAGGCUAAAUAAAACAUGUAAGCUGUGGCUUCCAUCAUGCAUUUUACAAUCUUUCUAAGAUAUGUAUUUUGCUUCCUUGUUUUAAGUGUGUUUGUAAUGACUUGAAGCAAAUAAAUUUAUUGUUUAAUGAAUGUUUUAAACUUGUAAAAAUAUUUAUUGUUUGAUAUUUGUACUAACCAUAUUUUUAAAUGAAUAACAAUAACGAGUUGUUAUAUUUUAAGAUGGCUAUACUAAUAGAAAUACA
Messenger RNA from Helianthus annuus (common sunflower), 816 nucleotides. Its product is annotated as CEN-like protein 1. Gene Ontology annotation, biological process: flower development; vegetative to reproductive phase transition of meristem. The transcript is spliced from 4 exons. The record is from RefSeq and is a predicted model, not a curated record. Lineage: Eukaryota; Viridiplantae; Streptophyta; Magnoliopsida; Asterales; Asteraceae. The coding region runs from base 34 to 540 and encodes 168 amino acids.